UAACAGGUUCACUGUUCGUGGAAUUUGUCUAGUGGCGCUAUUGUUGUGGACACUGACCAGUUUGAUUACUGUAUGGAAAUUUCUGGAUGGUGGUUUGAUAAUCACAUUUCAGCACCCCAGUCCCGGAUCUCUGUCAAUUACAAGACAAAUACAUACAAACGUGUCAUCCACAAAUUUAGUUCUUGACAUGGGAAUCAGUGAAAAGGAGUGGGAUAGACUCCAAAAGGCUCUUGACUGGGCAAGUUCAAAUCAAGAAAUCACUGAGCUAAAGCUGAGCACAAGUCCAGUUCACACAACAUUCUCUAUUGUGGGACUCAAUAAAACCUACAGAGUUGGACAAAAGAUUAAUGUUAUUAUUACAGCGAGAGAUCACAACAAGAACUUGAAAUCAUACGGAGGCGACUUUUUCCAAGCAAAGCUUUUCAACUCCAAAUUAAAGGCAAGUGUUUUUGGGAAAGUUGAUGAUCAUCGUAAUGGGACGUACACUGUUGAUCUUCUGCUACCCUGGGAAGGUCAGGCACAAGUGUCUGUGCGACUGGUCCACUCCAGCGAAGUUGUGCAUAUUAUUAAAAAAUACAGGGACUCCUCAUUCCCACGGAGUCUUUAUUACGGUUACUUUGAAGGGUCAGGACCAAAAGGAAUCAGGAUUAAAGAAAAAGUAGAAUGUAGUCUUAAAUGGGGCUCAGAUGGAAGUUGGACUAAAGGCAACUGCUGCUGUGAAUAUAAGGAUGUAAAAACAGGAACGGAAUGGCAGUGUGAGAGACCAAAUAAACUGACCUGUGACAAAUGGGUGCAUCAUGAAAGAGGGGCUUUGAAAGACCCAUCAAAUAAAUUUGAACAAGAACUUUUUUCAAGAAAAUUAACAAAUGUUGAUAUUCCUGGAGACAAUCAUAACAUAAAUGUUGUUCAGAACCCUACAAGCAAUGGCAAAUCAGAGAAAUGCAGAUCUGGUUUGACUACACCAGUACCUGCAGGGUUUUAUUUUAAAGAUGUCUGGAAGUCUUUUGUAUGUAACACUCAGGAAUUCAGUCCUGCACAAAUGGGAAAUUGUCUUAAAAACAAGAUUGUUUACCUGUUUGGAGACUCUACCACAAGGCAGUGGUUUGAGUAUUUAGAAAAAAAAGUGCCAGGGUUAAAACGAAUGGACCUCCACACUCCUCGAACUGGUGGACCCCUAAUGGCUGUAGAAUUAAAAAACAACAUCAUUGUUCACUGGAGGCCACAUGGUGUUCCCUUGAGAUUCACUAAAAUGUUAAUUACAGAUCUGCAUUAUAUCAGCAAUGAUAUCGAUGAAAUAGCUGGUGGUGCUCAUGCUGUGGUUGUCAUCACAUUUUUUGCCCAUCUGGUUUUUCACCCACUAACAUUUUAUGUCCAUGAAGUGGCCAAAAUUCGUCAGGCUGUUCUUGCACUGCUGAGCCGAGCACCAGCGACUACUGUGAUUAUCAAGUCUGGCAAUACUGGAGGCUUUAAGAAUAUUUUUCAAAGCGACUGGCUUGCAUUGCAGUUGAACACAGUGAUGAAGGAGAUGUUCAGUGAUAUUAAUGGAGUGGUCUACUUAGAUGUCUGGCAGAUGACUUCAUGUCAUUAUUUGCGUGAAAACAUUCACCCUGGUCCUGUUAUCAUUGCUAAUCAGAUGAACAUGUUUCUGUCAUAUGUCUGCCCUCCCUGAUUAUAUAUAUAUAUAUAUGUGUGUGUGUGUUUAUACAUACAUACAAAUUACAAAAGUAUAGUUAAGUGUAAUUUAGUUUUACUUUUGUUCGUUACAACGUAACAUGUACAUACACAAAAACUGUAUUUCUAAAUAAAAGAAAUGUAAAAAUAAAAGAACAUAUGUAGAAUCGAAAUUGCCUUUAUUUGUGAGUAAAUGCAAAUGUAUGCAUAUGUGAUGGACUGUUGUUCCAUACCUGCGGUCUUAAAUGCUGGGAUAGACUCUAGGGCCCAGUUGCAUAAAGCACCUCAAGUGUAAUUUUCCCUUAAGUUCACCCUUAUGUUUCCAUUAAACUUUUUU
Molecule: messenger RNA, 2008 nt
Organism: Misgurnus anguillicaudatus (oriental weatherfish)
Lineage: Eukaryota; Metazoa; Chordata; Actinopteri; Cypriniformes; Cobitidae
Product: NXPE family member 3-like
Source: RefSeq, a predicted model, not a curated record